CAUCAAAUAUAUGUAUAUUCCUCUGUUUCAGCAACAAUUGGUAGAUUUGAAAGGGGUACACAGAAUCUCUGAAUGUCUCCCCUAUGUGGAAGCUAGGUAGUAAAUUGCAACAGCACUAGGUUGCAUUCAAAAGACAUUUCCCCGUAACGUGGCGGAGACUCACGCUUGAACAUUUUACUUUCGGUUUUGGUCCACCAGCUUCAAACGGUUGUAAAAAUGUUAUUUUUGUUAUUGAAAAUAUAUUUCACAGCGAUUUUAAUGGUACAAGGAUUCCUUACACGAUUCAGUAUUUGAUUUCUCACAAACUGAAAUUGAGUUAACUGUAGAAUUUAACAACCAGGAAAUGAGCGGGCUGCUUGACUCGAUUUCCACUAGAUAACUCAAUCACAAAAUACAAUAUAAUGCAAAAAAUAUAUAUAUAAUCCUAUGUGUAGCUCCUUUAAAAAUAGUCAGAUUUUGUAGAUUAUUUAGAUUUAGUAAGUAACGUUAUUUAUGACUCAAAUUCUACAACCCAUGCUGGAAUAUUCGCGUACAUAGAAUUAUAAUGGUGAGAAAAGUGUACAAUAGUAGGCUAUACCCUCAUUUAUUGCCGGCAGUAACCAUGGAACUGUGUGAUGACGGGCAAAAUAUUGUGCCAUGAGUCGGGUUCUGUUACGGUUUGGUCUGCGUUCCGCUCCAUAACGAUUUAAAAAGCCUACAUGUCUUUCAAAAACAUAUAUUAUCAACUGUUACUAAUCCUCAGCAACAACCACACGGCCGUGACGGUGUUUACAGAGGAAGCAAAUUAAGAUGAACAGGAGUGGAUACUGGAGCCUCUGUGUUUCCCUGAGCAGCCUGCUACAGACAUCGGCACCAACUCAUCCUCUCAUCAUGACAUGGAGGUGGUGACCUGUGUGCUCUGCUCUCACUCCGCCCCUUUGUCAGAGAAGGACCGCCUCCUAAAGCACCUAGUACUGGUGCACAAGCUGGUCAUCGCUGAUGUCAAACUCAUCGCUGACUUUCCUAAAUACAUGGAAUACUGGAAGAACAGAAUCUCUGAGAAACCCAUCACAGAUUUCUGCAGUGUGAUCAAGACUAACUCGCAGGGCCCUGUUGAAAAACAGGAGCACUACUUUCUUCUGUGCGAUGUCCUGCCAGAGGACAGGGUCCUCAGAGAACAUCUCCAACAGAAACGACUGGAGGAGAUCCUGGAGCAGCAGCAGAGGGAGAGGGAUGACAACAGCUUCCAUCGCAUCUGCAUGUUCUGCAAUGAUGAGUUCAAUGGGAACAGGUCGUCACUGCUCAACCACAUGGCCAGGGAGCACUCGUUCAGCGUGGGACUGCCUGACAACAUAGUGUACUGUGUAGAGUUCCUUGACCACCUGCAGAGCAAACUGGAUAAUCUGCAGUGCCUGUAUUGUGAGAGAACAUUCAGGGACAAGACGACACUGAAGGAUCACAUGAGAAAGAAACAGCACCGCAGAAUCAAUGGCAACAACAGCGAGUAUGACUGCUUCUACAUUAUCAACUACCUGGAGCUGGGGAAAACAUGGGAAGAGGUCCAAUCUGAGGAUGAUCGGGAGAUGGAGGAUGAAGAUGAUGAUUGGUCAGACUGGCAGGCUCACCCAGUGUGUGCUGUGUGCCUGUUCUGUGAGCAGCAGUCAGAGAGCAUGGAGAAGAUCUACACACACAUGGAGGAAACCCACGGAUUUGAUCUGCACAAGUUGAAGACCGAACUCGAUCUGCGGUUCUACCAGCAGGUCAAACUGGUAAACUACAUCAGACGAGAGAUCCACCAUUGCCGUUGCUAUGGUUGCCAGGAAAAGUUUGGGUCCAAACCUGAGGUUAUACGUCAUGUAAUGGAGGCAGGUCACGUGAUGCAGCUACCAGAGACGUCAACCUGGGACCAACCACAGUAUUACUUCCCCACCUAUGAGAACGACGCCCUCCUCUGUGCCUUGUCGGACAGUGACAGUGAAUCAGAACACACAGGCCCUUGGAGAGACGUCCCUGUCAUAGCUGAGGACAUCUCUAACCUGAAAGUCCUGAAGCAGACCAGCGUCCUCAGCCACCUUCUGAAGAACACAGACAGCUCUUGUUAAAAAGCUGGAUGGAUGGACCAAUGAUGUAAUAAACUCAGGGGAGAACGGCUCAUAGAGGGACACAGUGCAACAACUUCUCGCUUCGCUGUAUCUCCAACAAGAAGGUGAUGCCCAUCAGACACUGUGCACUUAGCAGACCAGCACACAUGUGCAGAAAUGAACAUGGCCUGUUUCACAAUAAUUUCCUGAGCCUGGACUACAUUUAUGUAUUAUUUAAUGUCAUACUUGGUACAAAUCACAAUGUACAACAUACCUGCAGGUGGAUUUGUUUCAUAUAGUAUGACUGCUGACAAACGUGACCUCACUGCAGAGAUGUGACAAUUGCUAAAUGUAAAUAAACACUGAAUAUACUAUAA
Oncorhynchus gorbuscha (pink salmon) is the source of this 2437-nucleotide messenger RNA. It is a transcript of the gene znf277, whose product is annotated as zinc finger protein 277. The transcript has 11 exons. The record is from RefSeq and is a predicted model, not a curated record. Lineage: Eukaryota; Metazoa; Chordata; Actinopteri; Salmoniformes; Salmonidae. The coding region runs from base 876 to 2081 and encodes 401 amino acids.